Molecule: messenger RNA, 8396 nt
Organism: Bemisia tabaci
Lineage: Eukaryota; Metazoa; Arthropoda; Insecta; Hemiptera; Aleyrodidae
Gene: Cdep
Product: Chondrocyte-derived ezrin-like domain containing protein
Cellular component (GO): cytoskeleton
Molecular function (GO): guanyl-nucleotide exchange factor activity; cytoskeletal protein binding
Source: RefSeq, a predicted model, not a curated record
UCAGUCCGAGUUCGUCCCCGACCCGAAAGCUCAGUCAACUUUGCGUGCUUCCUUGAUGAAGAAGUAGGAGGCACAGCGUCCCGAUUCCUUUUCCUCCACGGCCGCUUGACUUCUUCUCUCGAUCGUCGUGGGACGAUAGGAGCAGUGUUAUUUUAUUCCGUGAAGAUUCGGUGUCCAUAGUUGUUCGAGAGAGUAGCUCGUGUGCUGAAAGUGUUUUCUGAGAAGUGUGUCGCGGUACUUAGUGUUGUGUUGUGGACUAGUGUGCAAGAACAGGAUAGGAUAAUUUGGUGUUCACUAUUAUGGAUGUUGUCACUCUCAUUCAGCACUGAAAUCAAGAUGGCCGGGAACCAACAGAAAUACAGCGAAGGAAGAAACGAGGCGUUGAAUUUUUUUCAUAAUAUCAACUCCGCCGAACAUUAUGCAUCAUGAGUCCACCGUUUUCCUAGCUAUCACUGACUGCUUAGAUCUGACUCUGGGGAAUGGAGUUGGACACGAGCAUCUCCGUGGCGUCAUCUUGCAGCAAACUGCCCCACUCACAGUCCACCCCCGCCGGGGUCGACGGAGGGACCAGAACCCCGCCGACCCCCCCGAUGACCCCCAAGAAGGGCGGCAAGAUCCUUGCCGUCCGAGUUCAAAUGUUGAAUGACAACAUCACCAUCUUCCAAGUUCAGGCAAAAGCUUUGGGACGCGUCCUUUUUGACCAAGUAUGCAAGCAGUUGAAUCUUCUAGAGGCGGAUUACUUUGGCCUUGAAUACCUCGAAGGAAGCACUAGGUACUGGUUGGACCUGGAAAAACCAAUGCAUAGGCAAGUGGGUCUAACAUUGGUGGACCCCCUGGUCUUUUUUUGUGUAAAAUUUUACACACCGGAUCCUUCACAGCUCGAGGAGGAGUACACGCGAUACCUAUUCUGCCUUCAAAUCAAGCGGGACCUUGCUCAAGGGCAUUUGCAGUGUAAUGAUAACACUGCAGCCCUAAUGGCCUCCUAUAUUGUUCAAGCGGACUGUGGAGAUUAUGUUGCAGAAGACUAUCCAGAUCACACAUAUCUAUCUACAUAUAAAUUUGUUCCUCAUCAAGACCAAGAACUUGAAAGGAGGAUUAUGGAAAAUCAUAAAAAACAUGUAGGCCAAUCACCUGCAGAAGCUGACUUAAAUUUAUUAGAAACUGCUCGAAGGUGUGAAUUGUAUGGAAUGAAAAUGCACCCUGCAAAAGAUCACGAAGGGGUUCCUCUUAACUUGGCUGUCGCUCAUAUGGGCAUUGUUGUUUUCCAGAAUUAUACCAAAAUUAAUACGUUUUCUUGGGCCAAAAUUAGAAAAAUUAGUUUUAAACGGAAGCGAUUUUUGGUCAAGUUGCAUCCAGAAGGAUAUGGUUUUUAUAAAGAUGUAGUAGAAUUCUUUUUUGAAAAUCGUAAUGAUUGUAAGAAUCUAUGGAAAAAGUGUGUCGAGAAUCAUGGAUUCUUUAGGUGUACAACUGUUAAACCAAUUCCUAGACAACGAACAAGAGUUUUAAGUCGAGGCUCUUCUUUCAGGUAUAGCGGAAAAACUCAGAAACAAGUUAUCGAAUACGUUAGAGAAAACUAUGUCAAAAGGCAAACGUUCAAGAGGUCACAGUCAUUCAGGCAAUCCAGCUCAGUUCAUUCGAGUGUAGCUAAUGUGGGAGGCUCAAUAUCGGCCCAUCCUCUCUUGCCCCUUGGAGACAGUGCAGUAGCCGGUACGGGAGCCUCUCUCUCCUGCGGCUCGAUGAGUUUGAGCGGAGCGGGGGAGAAGCAUCUGGUGAACGCUGCGGAGGAUUCUCUGAGCCCGAUAUCUCACCGCCGUCAGCUGGGCGGCGCCGCUACCAGUACACCCACGAUUGGCAAUCACGUUCAGACUCCUGGUCGGACGAUGAAAGGCCACACUUCGGUGGACAUCCAUCCACCGUACACUCCACACACCCACGUCUCGGUGGUCGAGAAAGACCUGUCGACCUCUUCAGAGGUCACGUCAAUCACGUCAUCCAGCCCGCAGCACAGUUACACCAUCAUGGCGCAGGAAUAUCAAGAUAAAAAAGAAAUCUGUGUCGUCAAUCCAACAAUUUUAACGAAGAGUAUCGGAGCGACAACUAAUGGAACAAUUAAAGAAAAUAAUAAUGUCAUCAUCAAUGUGGUGAAUGGUAGUCAUAAACAAAAUGGCACCGCUAUUUCGAAUCAAAGUUCCCUCACUGAUUUGUCCCGAGCGGCAGAUAGUCCUGUAAAAAGUGUAAAAAAAGAUGUUAGCAAAGUUUGUACAGUAGAAGUUGAAGUUAUUGAUGGAAAGAAAAAACGUUUAUCUGAUCAGGCCUACUUUAUCACCAAAGAACUGUUGUCUACAGAAAGAACAUUCCGUAAAGACCUCAAAGUGAUUACUUUUUGGUUCAAAGAUGAACUGAUAAAGGAGCAGGGAUCCUUGCAGCUGGGUUUCAUCGACCAGUUGAUGAGUGUGUUGGAGCGGAUACAGAGCCAGCAGACGACGUUCAUCAAAGACCUCGAGAUGAAGACGCAACUCUGGGAUGACUGCACCCAGUAUUCGCUGGCUGAUAUCCUCAUCAAACAUUUCGAUAACCUACAGGUUUUCGAUGAAUACAUCGACCAGCAUUUAUCAUUUUUAGAAAAUUUAGAUGAUGCCUUUCAUUCAAUACCAAAAUUUGAGCAAAUAUACAAAGAUUUUGAGACGCAGAAAGUCUGCUACUUGCCCCUCACAGCCUUUGUAUUGAAGCCAUUGCAGAGGUUAAUACAUUAUUAUCAACUAAUAGAAAAGUUACUUUGGUAUUACAAAUCUAUCAGGCAUCCAGAUUUCGAAGACUGUUUACUUCUCAGGCAAACCCUAUGUCAAAUUACUGAAAAAUUACCUUAUGUUCUGCGUCAGUCUGAAAAUUUCGUGGAGCUGUGCGAAUUAGAAAGGGAUAUGAUAGGUGUAGAACGUUUAAGGCAGUCGGAUCGAAUAUUUAUCAGACAUGGCUCGCUGCUUAAAUAUUCGUUGCGUAAAAGUUUCCAGCCAAGAAUGUUCUUCCUCUUCUCUGAUGUGCUGUUGUACACAGCACGAGUAGGUCAUAUGUUUAAAUUGCAUGGGCAGCUUCCUCUCAAAAACCUAAUAAUUGAAGAGCGCGACGAUACACCUUCCCAGUAUUCAUUCCUGAUUUAUGGCGCAAAUCGAGCUUUGACGGUUGCUGCAAACAGCCAAGAAGAAAAGGACAAGUGGCUUGAAGACCUCAGUGAGGCCAUUCAAGCGAGCAAAAACCGAGAAAAUGAAAAUGAUAAUGAUAAGAAGUGUUACCUGAGCCUUAAAUCUUGUGGUUCCUCUGAUGAAGUUCUGGACAAAUGCGGGUCAGAAGUGGAAGUUAACGCUAAAUCAACUCCUACAAGUCAACGGAGCAACACAACGGUCCACGUUUGCUGGCAUAGAAGCACAUCAGUCUGCAUAGAUGAUCUCCUUAGGGCAGCUGAGAAUCAGCUGAGUGGCUACCUUUUGCGCAAGUUCAAGAAUAAUGAUGGUUGGCAGAAACUUUGGGUUGUUUUCACAAAUUUCUGUCUUUUCUUCUAUAAAACUUAUCAGGAUGAUUGUCCAUUAGCAAGUCUUCCAUUAUUGGGAUACAGUAUCACUGAGCCUUCUGAAAAGGAUGGAAUCCGGAAGGACUACGUUUUUAAACUUCAGUUCAAGAACCAUGAAUACUUCUUCCGAGCCGAGAGCGAAUAUACUUUUGGACGGUGGAUGGAGGUAAUAGGAAGCGCAGCUCAGCAUUCGGAACGAACACAGCUAUACCCUUGCAAAGAUAGUAUCGUCGAUGGCCUGCGGCUGCCUUCCUAAUGGUCCAUGUAAAUUGAAUUUCAUAUGUUGCACUACUAAUAUAUUUUUCUUGUUAUGAUUUUUUUUUUAUCUUUUAAUCUGCAAUUUUGUUAUCAUACUUGAUAGUAUUUAAUUAUUUUCUAAAGAAUUUUAGAUGAAGAGGAUUUUGUUAUUUUCUUAGUCAAAUUGUAUUUUAGCAACUUAACUGGUGAAUGACACUGUGCUGUAUAUUUUAUGUUUUUUAUCUUGACGAGUGUUUUUGAGCACCUUUGAAGAAGAACACGCUUCUAAAAUCUCAUUUUAUCCUCUGCGAGAAUCUGAAACAAAGCUGGCUGAAAACUCUUCCCAUUUAUGAAUCUUUCUGAAUGUCAUGAUUCAAAUUUUAUUACUUCUUGAAAGUUGUUCUGUGUGUCCAAAUGGGCCAUUAGGCAAGGAAUGAGUCAAAGCACCCGUUACAUGUUCCUCUAAAAAAUUUCGCGAGAAAAACGAAUCACACAGUGUGAAGUCUGGGAAUCAACUGCUGAACAAUAUGUGUUAUAGGUGUUACAAUAACAAAAACACAAUAUAUAAGUGUUUUUAAUUAACAUUGAUUGAAUGGCAAAAAUGCGAAUGACUUCAUUCGUAUGAUUUGUUUUCCAUUUCAUCUGUGUUAAAUAUGUUCAUCAAUAUCUGGUUCACGAGAUGAUUUCCGAACUCCCCGUUCUUUGAAUCGUUGUCCACUUGAAAUUUAGAAGAGGAAACAUGUGAUAUUUUCUUCUAGUUUACACCUUGUCUAGUCGCCUAUUCAACAUUUAUGAUGUACAUGCUCUCUGCUCAGGAAGAUUUGUCUACAUAAUCGUACAAGAGAAUAAAAAAAAUUUGAAUGCAUAAUUAAUAUCUCUAAUUUUAAACAAGUAGGAAAAUCAAAUGGCUAUUUCUUCAACGCUCCAGUUGAGAUUGUUGCAUAAUAUUUUUUUAAUUGAAUGCACAGAGGUAGUAGUAGCUUGAGUUUCAGAAAUUUUCAAAAUUCUUUGAAUUAUGGAACUCUGUAAAAGCUGUACUGAUGUGUGUGCAUUGUGAAAUGGGAUGUCCACAAGGGCCUUACAAUUGGGCAGUGUGAAGCGUCACAAACCAUGCGGAGAUACCAUACCAAAAUGUAGCCCCUUAGCGAACUCUCUAUGAAGUCUCUUUAUUAUUUUUCUCCAACUCUUAUUCCUCGAAUCUUUUGCCAGUGAUUUCUUCCCAACCUAUGAACUGUAAAUCACUUAUGCAGUCUUAUUCAGGAUUAUAUUGUUGGAGAAAUCUACGCCUCCACUCUAAACCUACAAUAACACACACAAUUAUAUUGAUAUAACUAUUGUAAUAAUGGCUGAAGUGUAAAAUAAUUUAAAAAUAAAAAUUAUCCCAGAAAUUUCCCAAAAUAUUUACUUCUGUGGGAGCCUCAAAAUUUGCCUUUUUACCAACGAUGAUCGGUAAUCACCAAAGUGAAUUUUACAGAGGUGGGAAAUUUUCCCCUUGAGAAGAACCCCUUGUGAAAUGCAUUAAACUUUUGGACAUCCUGACUAAGCCUAAGUUUUAUCUUAAACUGAAUCUUUCAUGAUACAGAAACACCUCAAUUUAUUGGAUUUCACAGGACUGACUAAUCGAUCCAUCAAUUUGCGGAAUCUGUUACUUCGAAUUAGCUCGAGGCCCUUGAAGGAAGAUCCACUUGUUAAAUUAUGAUCUGACGAAUUGAGGUCUUGCUGUAUUUAUUUUAUUUAUUCGUUUUUUUUUUCUUUUUUUUUUUCCUCGUGCCUUGGCUUUGUUGAGGACUAUUGCGGAUCAUUUGUGAAAAUAAAAAAAUAGUUAAGACAAAGAAAGAAUUAAAGUGUUCAUUUGUAGGGGGCAUUUACUUUAAGAAGUCCCAGUGUGUUAAGUCAAAUUAUGUUUAAGAAUUUUUGUGCCUUUUAUGUAUGUUGACGUACAGUCAAUUAUUUUAUGGGUUCCAUUCCUCUUUUGUUUCUUCACUAAGCUCAUACGGAUAGCUAGUCACAGAGAAGAUUGCCGCUGUGCCCUACAUAAAGCUUUUUCAUGUACCUUACUGAAAGAAAAUUCUUAGGGGAGUUGGCUCCACAUUAUUCUGCAGGGAUAGCAAGGCCAGAUAGUUCAACUAUUUUGAGCUCUAAUGAGUGUUAGUACAAGACUGAGGGGGGAGAGUGUUCAGCUUGAUUGGCUCACGCUAAGAGAUCUAUAGCGUCUUGGAUCUUUUUAGACCUCAACAGCAUAUGUAUCCUUCUUGUCAGUGAGUUUAGCUUAGCAUCCUGCAAAAUUCAAGAUAGUAUCGAAACACUGUCAUGAAUAUGAUGAGGCAUGACACAAAAGUGCGAUCCCUGCGCCAUCUGCCAUUGCUGCUGAACACUUCUCAGGACUAAAAAAGGAAAACCCAAGAAAAAAUAAUGAUUAUCAAUUGAAAGUAAGUCUUAAUUUAAAAUUGAUUGGUGGCAUUCUAAUACUAUUGAAGCAGUCUACAACUCUUUAUCCUGUUGUAAUAGAAGCAUUAAAAAUGUUUACCUGGACUAGAUUGUUGUGUUUGUACAAGUCGCCUGCAAAAUUGUUUUCCCUUUCUUUCUUCCUUUUUUAUCAUGUAUAAUAAUUAAAUAUUGAAAUUCUGACUCCGGCAACUGCUCUGUAAACUGGUAAUGACUUAUGUGAAGUCAAAAGCGCUCUGGAAGCAAGAAUUAGUCAUGUAUCAAAUAGAUAUUAAUUUAUUUUCGUUACAUUGAACGUAUUUUUAUACUUUUAAACUGUAUAGUGAUUAAUUUACUUUUAUUAUUCCCUGUAGUAUCUAACUAUUUAAUGAUCAAUUUUUUUUUAGCCAAAAUUUUGUUUUAAUCAUGGAAAACUCCUUCAUGUUUGAGUAUUCACAGUUUGUGAAAGGUUUUAUGCAAUUUCUUAGAAAAUGAAAAGAAAAAGCUCUAAAUUUUGGGCACCUCUGUACCUGUUGUAUUUGAGAAAAUUUGCAUUGCAUUUUCACUGAUAGCCCUCCCCUCCCCUCCUCUGAAUAUUCUUUAUCCAGCUUCACAGUAAUAAUGUACCCAUCUUUCAUCAAGUUUACUUUCUAUUCUGAAGAAAUUCCUGAUUACUUGAUUAAUUGAAUUAUUAAUCUUAAUGAUACUGUUAUACCAUUGAGACACUCUCAUAAGGUAAACAGUUUUAAUCAAAGAGUAUUAUAUUUUAACAAAUCUUGUAUUUACCUAUUUUUGAUCUGAAGAGCGUUAAAAUGAUGGAGAUAGGUGGUGUCCAGUAACUACACCUAUAGUCAAGAGACAAAAAACUGGAAAUCGUACUAAUUGCAAAAAGCAUAAUACUUCUGGAAGUAUCAAGUGUUACACAUUCUUGAUUUACUUAAAAUUAGUUCUCCAGAGAAGAGUUCAAAAAUUAGAAGCAAUAUCAAAUGUCUGGUACGAGGCACUGAGUUCCGUUAACUAUAAAUUGAACUGCGGAAAAAUGGUUAGGAUGUAGUUUUUCCCUCCAACAAUAAGCAGUAAAUCUGAUGUCAUGUUUUUAGUUCUUAUCCGUAAAAAUCAUGUUAAACUUGCUUAAAGCAUGGAAACCCUUCUACCUCUUAAUGUCGUAUUUUGUUUUACACUUCCAAAAUCAUUCUUUCGACUGUUUCCAAUCUGUUGUUGUAUUUUUGAAAGGUGGUAAAUUUUUCAUUGCUCUUCUUACGCUAUAUCAACAGUAUCACUGCGGAACCAUGUAUCUCAGUUUGCAACAAUGUAGAUAUCUUGUCAUACUUUUUUUUUUAAAUGGAGAACUGGUCAACGUCAAUUCUUAAAACACUUAUAUUUUUUCUUCUCUAUGCAAAACAAAUUAUAAUUAUUUUGACUUGUUCUCCUUUAAAAAGAUAAAAUAGGAAAGAAGACUUUUAAACAUAGCAAACAAAAUACGUCAUUUAGGAGUUUCACCGUCCUUUUGUAUUAUUUGCAUAUCUUACACCCUUGGCAAAAUGUCUACAUAUUUUACCACAAAGAAAAUAAAUUGUGAAUUCCGUUUGUUGUCUUCAUAAGAAAAAUGUACUAAUAAUAGGUAUUUCUAGCAUGCCUGGUUUCCUUACUUUAAACUGUAUUCUUGAUGAUAAUAAAGAAAAAGACAUGAGUAAGGAGUCACUUUAAUUUUUUACCUUCUUAGUUAAUGUUCCUGUUUUGUAAACGGAAGGGACUCGACCAAUUUUAAUGUGCUGAAUCUAACUUCGUAGUCUUAUUAUAGUUCUAUGAGGAUAUAUACAUGUUAACAUGCUUACUUUGAAACUUAAAAAGUUAACGUAUCAUUGCUAUCAUGGCAGGGGAGGGGAAGAUGGGGGAAUGACAAGAGGUCUUCGAAUUUUUCUCAAAAAUUGUUCUUUUGUAAUAUUCAAUUUUAGGGUGAUUUGUAAAUCUGAAUCUGUCUGGUUGCAAUUGUCCGAUUUUUUUAUUUUAUUUUUAAAAUUUUGGCAAACUCGCUAAGUAAUAUCAAAAUAUCCAAUGGUUUAAAAGUGAAAAAAAAAAUGUUACUAUUCAAUGUACCUAAUCAUCUCAUCACUAAUAAUAAUUUGUUAUACUGCUGAUGGAACAAAAUAAAACAUUUCCUUCUCUUGCCCAA